Leptonychotes weddellii (Weddell seal) is the source of this 6753-nucleotide messenger RNA. The record is from RefSeq and is a predicted model, not a curated record. Lineage: Eukaryota; Metazoa; Chordata; Mammalia; Carnivora; Phocidae.
GGCGCCCAUUGGCUGUGGCAGCCCCCGUGACGCGGGGUGGCGACUGGCUCCCGGGUCUGAGGGGCUCCUGCUUGUCAGGUUCUAGGUAGCUCAUGUUUUCUGGCCAGACCUGUGGUCAUUCCCGUGAGACUUUACUGCACAUUUUCUCAAGUGUCUUCCUCAUCCCCAAUGUGUAAUCCUUCAACAUGGACCUGCUACUUUAGCUGAGAUAUGACCAGCAAUGAAUAGUAGUAAGAUAUGUGCUGAUUAGAAGGCUCACAGCGCAGUGUGGAGGAUAAGACAGUGCCUUACAAAAUGGGGUUUGGGAGUGACCUGAAGAAUUCACAUGAAGCUGUGCUAAAAUUGCAAGACUGGGAAUUACGGUUACUGGAAACAGUGAAGAAAUUUAUGGCCCUGAGAAUAAAAAGUGAUAAAGAAUAUGCAUCUACUUUACAGAACCUUUGUAAUCAAGUUGAUAAGGAAAGUACUGUUCAAAUGAAUUAUGUCAGCAAUGUAUCCAAGUCUUGGCUACUUAUGAUUCAGCAGACGGAACAGCUUAGUAGAAUAAUGAAGACACAUGCAGAGGACCUAAAUUCUGGACCCUUACACAGGCUCACUAUGAUGAUCAAAGACAAGCAGCAGGUGAAGAAGAGUUUUAUAGGUGUUCAUCAGCAGAUAGAAGCAGAGAUGAUCAAGGUUACAAAGACAGAAUUAGAGAAAUUAAAAUCCAGCUAUAGACAGUUAAUAAAAGAAAUGAAUUCUGCCAAAGAGAAAUAUAAAGAAGCUUUAGCUAAAGGGAAAGAAACCGAAAAGGCCAAGGAACGAUAUGACAAAGCGACAAUGAAACUUCAUAUGUUGCAUAAUCAGUAUGUAUUGGCAUUGAAAGGGGCACAACUUCAUCAGAAUCAGUAUUAUGACACCACACUUCCUUUGCUUCUGGACUCCUUACAAAAGAUGCAAGAAGAAAUGAUAAAAGCACUAAAAGGUAUAUUUGAUGAAUACAGCCAGAUAACCAGUCUUGUUACGGAAGAAAUAGUGAAUGUCCAUAAAGAGAUUCAAAUGUCGGUUGAACAGAUAGACCCUAGCACAGAAUAUAAUAAUUUCAUAGAUGUUCACAGAACAACGGCUGCUAAAGAGCAAGAAAUUGAGUUUGAUACUUCCUUACUAGAAGAAAAUGAAAAUCUUCAGGCAAAUGAAAUUAUGUGGAAUAAUUUAACAGCAGAAAGUUUACAAGUAAUGUUGAAAACUUUAGCAGAGGAACUUAUGCAGACACAGCAGAUGCUUUUAAACAAGGAGGAGGCUGUCUUGGAGCUAGAGAAGAGAAUUGAGGAAUCUUCUAAGACCUAUGAAAAGAAGUCUGAUAUUGUGCUUCUGCUAAGUCAAAAACAGACACUUGAAGAGCUGAAACAGUCAGUCCAGCAGCUGAGAUGCACUGAGGCAAAGUUUAUAGCACAGAAAGAAUUACUAGAGGAAAAAGUACAAGAAAAUGAUGGGAAAGAGCCACCUCCAGUAGUAAAUUAUGAAGAAGAUGCACGAUCAGUUACAUCUAUGGAAAGAAAGGAGAGGCUAUCCAAAUUUGAGUCUAUUCGUCAUUCAAUUGCUGGAAUAAUUAGGUCUCCAAAAUCGGCACUGGGCUCUUCAACAUUCUCUGAUACGAUCCCUGUAAGUGAGAAGCCCCUGGCAGAACAGGACUGGUACCAUGGAGCAAUUCCCAGAAUAGAAGCGCAAGAUCUAUUAAAACAGCAAGGAGACUUCUUGGUGCGAGAGAGUCAUGGGAAACCUGGUGAAUAUGUCCUUUCUGUAUAUUCUGAUGGACAAAGGAGACACUUUAUCAUACAAUUUGUUGAUAAUCUAUAUCGAUUUGAAGGCACUGGUUUUUCAAACAUUCCUCAACUCAUAGAUCAUCACUAUACAACAAAACAGGUCAUCACUAAGAAAUCAGGUGUAGUUCUGCUGAAUCCUAUUCCUAAGGAUAAGAAAUGGGUUCUCAAUCACGAAGAUGUCACAUUGGGAGAAUUACUGGGCAAGGGAAAUUUUGGUGAAGUAUAUAAGGGCAUAUUAAAGGAUAAAACUGCUGUUGCUGUUAAAACCUGUAAAGAAGACCUUCCUCAGGAACUGAAAAUAAAAUUUUUACAAGAAGCCAAAAUUCUCAAGCAAUACGAUCAUCCCAAUAUUGUCAAACUUAUAGGCGUUUGCACACAAAGACAGCCUAUCUACAUCAUUAUGGAACUGGUUCCAGGAGGUGAUUUCCUGUCCUUUCUGAGAAAGAAGAAGGAUGAAAUAAAGCUCAAACAAUUAGUGAAAUUUUCAUUAGAUGCUGCUUCUGGUAUGUCCUAUCUCGAGAGUAAAAACUGUAUACACAGGGAUCUUGCUGCAAGAAACUGCCUGGUAGGUGAAAAUAACAUUCUGAAAAUCAGUGACUUUGGAAUGUCUCGUCAAGAGGAUGGUGGAGUGUAUUCAUCUUCUGGCUUAAAGCAGAUUCCCAUUAAAUGGACAGCACCAGAAGCUCUUAAUUAUGGGAGAUACAGUUCUGAGAGUGACGUGUGGAGCUUUGGCAUCCUCCUCUGGGAGACAUUCAGCUUAGGGGUCUGCCCAUACCCUGGAAUGACAAAUCAACAAGCCCGGGAGCAAGUGGAAAGAGGGUACCGAAUGUCAGCCCCUCAGCAUUGCCCAGAGGACAUUUUCAAAAUUAUGACGAAGUGCUGGGAUUAUAAACCUGAAAACCGCCCCAAGUUCAGUGAACUUCAGAAAGAGCUCACUGUCAUCAAGAGGAAAAUCACACAGUGACGGAGCAGUGCCAACAACCUCUAGGACCUGGUCCUCCAACAGAGUGACAAUGUUCUUCUUGUUAACAAUGAGUUUAUACCACAUUACCUGCAACAGUCUUCUAAGGUGAUUUUUGUUAUUAACUGUUUUUUUUAAGUAUGUGCCACUUACAAAAAAAAAAAAAAAAAAGCAAAGGCCAAUGUAUUCCAGAAACAGACACUCUUACCAAGGGCUUUACCAGCUCACCCCAGCAAUCCUGCCAUUUCAGGCCAUUGUAAAUAGAAAAGCACAGCCUCUCAGUGGGAGGGACGAUCAGAUCUGUUUCACACCAGGACCACUGAUGUGUCUCCAAGGUUUUCUACUUGAGGCACAGUUCACGGUCAGCUGUCGUGUGCCACAGACCCCCCCCCCGGUCGGUGCCGGAGCAGCGCUGGGAAUGCCAUUGUCUGCAGGACACGUUCCAACCAAAGGUGGCUUUUUGCUCUGCCAAGGCAAGAUUCUGUUUGUAAACAUCAUUUUAUACUGGGAAUUAGUUGGACCUCUUAGGGUUUUUCUCUUCUUCCUUGCCAGAGAGAAGUGCAGUGUGAGAAACAUCACACUCCUGUAUUAUGAGUAAGGUGGAGCUGUUGCCCUGCUCCUCGGUCCGGGCAGCGGACAAUGCUGCAUGGAAUGUCCUCAAAGAGCCCACUCCUCGGGUUGAACCAGCAGCUCUUAAAGGGUGUUUUCUGAGAGCGGUGCCAGCAAGAAGGAAGCUUUGAAUGGGAGGGGGGGUCUGGAGAGGGAGCAGCUAGAGAAAGAGAAGGAAAAUAUAAAAUCUGCCUCCUUAUCAGAGUUAUGCCUUUACAAACACACACACACACACACCUUUUAUCUUACGGUCUGAAUUCACAGGGAAAGUUCUAAAAUGUUUUCGGAAGUUCACAGUUAGAGCCUAAUGGCAGCAAAAAAAUGUUUUAGGGAAACUACAAAGCACAAGUCCACAGAAAUAACAGCCUACUUUUGGUUAAGUACCUUCACCUCAGAAGAGACAUCCCGGUAUUUAAUGCCCUUUAUUUGUAUCAUUUUCCAGAGCUGAAAGAAUUUUGUGAUUCUAGUUUGUAAACACACUAAUGUGUGUACACACAUGCACGUGUGCCUACACACACACACUACCAUCAAGCAGGAGUGAACGGUAAAGAAGUCAAGUGAACAUUAUUGAAGAAGAUACCGGGACAGCUCUCCUGUUUCCACUUUCCCCCUUCAUUUACCCUUACACUGCUACCAGGAAAUCCUCAUCUUAGCUGACAGGUAUGCGAGCACAGUUCUGGAGAUGCUUCAUGUGAAUCAUAUGUAACACAGAGUUAAAAGUAGGAUUCUGUUGAGCUGCAACUCAUUUCUAUUGAGUUGCAUCCAGGGAACUUACCCCAUGUUCUGUAUAUAGUUACCUCUCAGGAUAAAUAUGUGUGUAGGAGAUGGUCACGCUCAGGGGUCAAUGUGGCUUGGGAGCUUUUAAUAAGUGCUCGGGCCUGUGUCCAGAUAAAUAGCACCUUAGUGAUCGUUUGGUUAUAUCCGUUAGAAGAGCUUAUGGGAUAGAAAAUUCCUCCUGCCCUCUCCAGCUGUUCGCUGCCUAUGAAUACCAUCGCACAGAACUCACACCCAGUACCCUAAAGAGUAUAAAGGAUAAUACUGAAGAGAACAAAUGAUAUGUCUAUCAUUUCAACUUCCUUGCAAGUUUUGUACACAUUUAAUAAUUACUACAUCCAGACUAAAAUGAAAACCAAGUAAACUUGCCCUCAAAAAUAUAUUGCAAUAUACAAGCAACUUUUUAAAAAAUCAGCAUUGUCUUCCCUUCUGUCAAAUAUGGUAAAUAAAUGAAAACUUCUUUUGAUGGCCUAUACCGUGCUAAAUCAAAGCACAGACGCAUUAAUUAAGUUCUAUGGUCUUCCGGCACUUGCCAGCCUUCAAAGAAAAAGAGUCAGAUGCGACAUUUUUAUCCUUUGUCAGUAUUUCCAAAUGAACCUCUUCGUAAUAUUCUUUGUUUAAAGAAAACAGCCCCUCAUCACUUAUUAGCCUUAACGCUAAGCUCUCAGCAAGGAGAGGGAAUGACGGUUCUGGCUUUAAUUUUGUGAACAAGACCUGAAGCUUAAUCUUUGCAUUCUGGUGUAAAAAAUGAACAUGGCAUUGAUAUUUCACUCAUCCAGGCUGUUAGAAUUUGCAAUUCAUAUCAUAACUUUGUGCUUAAAGAAGCUUUUCAAAACAUCGUGACAUCUGCAGCAUUUAAAUUCUAUUUUAUUCUUUGUCCCAAAGCAGGCAGCAGUAUAGUUCAGGAUUAAUAACUCAUUGGGAAUCUUUCAGGAUAAGUUGUAUGGAAUAUUAACUUUAAUAUAGGCACAUGCAUUAAGAAAAACUUAUGCAAACCAUUUUUUACUGUUAAUUUUGUUGUGCUUGGAGCAUAAUUUAUUCAUCCCUUCUGUCACUGAUAAUUAUUGGAAUUAUGUACUUUAAGAGGUUAAUCCAUACCCAGAAAGCACACAUAUAAAUACUGUUCUGAAUUUGCAAGUUGAUGUGGGGAAAGAAGGCUUCAGAAAUGCACAAAACCUUAUAACUUGUUUAGUAAGAAGACAGUAACCAAAAUUGCCACUAGACUGAAUGUAAUUAAGCCAGGUCACAAAUCUGUGUUGCUAAUGGAUUUUCCAAGAGUUGCAUUUAUCAUUCCUAUACAGUUCCUGUCAUGCUUCCUUAAAUUUAUGAGUACAAAGUGGGGGUGAGGGGGAGAUAAGCCCAGGCAGCCUGACUCACCUGCAUUUUUCGAUCCUGAAUCACCAACAAACCAUUAUGACAAAUAUUUAGGUAGUUCAUCAAUUUUCAAGAACAGAAAUCUUUUACUGUUAAAUUAAUAUGUAUUGCCAAUAUUUGAAACCUAAAAUGAAUUUCGUAUUCCAUGCAAUCUAAGGUUACUUCCCAAAGCCAAUAUAUUCUUUCUCUUCCAGGAAAAUAAUAAUAAAGGAUUAGUAGGUUUUGUUUAAACUUUUUAAAACCAGAUGCCUUAUUUCAGUCCAUCCCACCACUGAGUCCCCAGUGAAAGGUCUCACGUAAUCAUUUCCCUCUCAUUGCUCAUAGGCAAUAAAGUUCUUCAUCCAUAAUUCAUCAUUUUAUCGCAAAUACAAUAUUACUGAAACAUCUUACUAGCAGAUCAGUAUAGACCGUGAGCCUAAUUGUAUUAGCUAUUGUUCAGGACACAUUUCACAGCUGUUUUUCAUUUGAAGGUUAUUUUUAAAAGAAAAGCUAAUGUUUAGUCAUUGAAAUAGGUUUAAUUUCCUUUAAGCCACAGUACGGUUUUCUUGUCUGUUGUAUUUCGGUUUUGCCAUAUAGUUUUAUAUAGUUUGGCUAAUACCACUAAAAUAACUCUGCGAGAUUGUGUCAAGAAGAAACUGUUUCAUUAUGAUAUAUGCCCCACGCUGAGGAUCUCGUUAGGGGGAUAAACAUAACACUUACAAUGCAAAAAUCAGUGACAGCAUGUUGCUGUCAUUCAGAGUUCUCUCAGACAUUCCACUUUCACAGGCUUGCUUGUGACCAGCAGUGGUUCUCAGAGUACACCUGACAACCUCGGGGAGUAUGCUCUGUGGACACUAUUUUGUGGCCAGGGGUUUUCUGAAGUGAGAUCGAUAUAUUCUGCAGAGGCUGUUUGCCUCAGCCCUCUUCUUUUUACACAUACUCCCUUGAUCACACCACUGAUAUUUUAGAAGUUUCUUACCAACAGAACUGAUUGUCCAUAAGCACUGUCCUGUAAAGACCGACUUUUGUAUUUAGGUCAGAGCCUUCACACAAAACAGAGAGUAACGGAAAAUAAGCAGGACAACAAAGGGGUGAACAUUGAAAAAGACACAUCUUCUUUAUGUAUUAAUAUGUUAAUUAAAUGGAAACAGAUUUUAUAUGAAAGUGAGUUUAUAUUACAUUUCCAUUAUACUAUUAAGUUAGCAUGAAAGUUUACCAUUAAAAUAAAGUUACCUCUUUUAUUACUAACUCUGA